Molecule: messenger RNA, 768 nt
Organism: Uncinocarpus reesii 1704
Lineage: Eukaryota; Fungi; Ascomycota; Eurotiomycetes; Onygenales; Onygenaceae
Exons: 1
Coding region: 1-768 (255 amino acids)
Molecular function (GO): nucleic acid binding
Source: RefSeq, a predicted model, not a curated record
AUGGCCGCCAACGAGGAUGAAUACUUCCUCCCGCUAGAAGACCAGCGCGUCUUUGGUGCUGGCAUCAAAAGAAAACGAGUCCAAUUCGUUCCAUCCAGCGAAACACAGCCCAAGGCCAGCUCCGCGCCCGCGACCACAGCUUCAACACCACACCCCGACGGGACAUCCAUAACGCCAGAACCAUCAUCCCUAGGCGACAAAUACCUCUCCAUUGUCCUAUCCAAAUCCACCAGCCCCUCGCCCUCAUUAGAUCCGUCCACCGUCCCCGCCACUGCCCACGGAUCCCCAUCUGCAACAGAAGACACUACGCCGCCAACAUGCGAUAUCUGCAACCUGCCUCUCUCCGAACCACCCCCCGCGACCGCAGGCUCCAAAUAUCCUCCCCACCCCCAUGAAUCCUCCCUCGUCCACCAAGCCAGCCUCCCACACUCCCAUCCACCUUCUGCCAUCGACCGCACGCGCCCGGGAUACAAAUAUCUCUCUUCCUACGGCUGGGAUCCAGACUCGCGGGCCGGUCUGGGCCCAACAGGGAGUGGCAUUCGGGUCCCUGUUCGUGCGCGGGUGAAGCACGACACGGCGGGGCUGGGGUUGCAGGCCAAGCAGAUGAGUGAUGCGGAAAGGAGGGAGCGCGAGAAGCGGAAGAUCGCGGGGAAGUUGAAUGCAAAGCAGGUGAGGAAGAGGGAAGAGGAAGGGAAAAGGAAAGGGGAGAGACUGAGGGAGAUGUUUUAUAGGUCUGACGAUUUGGACAAGUAUCUGGGCGGUGGUUGA